AUGUCAAACCAUUUCCCAUAAGACAAUUUUGAAAUUUUUGAUGUACAAACAGCCUUUGAAUACUUACCAGAUGAAACAAUGGUAAAGGGAGCGAUCAUGUUAUUUCUAACAUAUUUUGAAGAUGGAGAGGGAUUUGAUGAAUUAGUAAAUUUAUAUGAAAAAGGAGGUUGGUAACAAGUUGGAACACCAGCUUAUUUGAAAUUUGAAUAAUUGGCUCAUUCAAUGAAAGGAAGUUGUAGAUAUUUGGCACUUCAUAGACUUGGGAAAAAAUUAGAAUUACUACAAUUUUUUAUUAGAGAUGGUAAAGAGAUAUAAGUGGCAUCAAUUCUGAAUGAAGUUCUCGAGUAAUGUCCUUACGCAUAAAGAGCAGUUUUAAAGUAUAUGGAAAUGCCAGAGGACAAAGUAAGACACUAUAAAUUCGUAUAACCAUUUUAUGAUUACUAUGGAAAUGUUCAAAUAUGUCAUAAACUCAAUUACACUUUUCACAAAUAGAAAAACAAGAUGUCAGCUGUGCACAAUAAACAGCCUUAUUAACAAUAAAUGGUAAAUUACACUGAUUAAGAUUAAUGCAAAAUAUUUUGA
Messenger RNA from Paramecium tetraurelia, 582 nucleotides. RefSeq lists its product as uncharacterized. NCBI's taxonomy places the organism in Eukaryota, Ciliophora, Oligohymenophorea, Peniculida, Parameciidae. The transcript has a single exon. Gene Ontology annotation, biological process: phosphorelay signal transduction system. The record is from RefSeq and is a predicted model, not a curated record.